AUGAAGGGCAAUGAAAAUAAUUUCAUGCUCGCUACCACAUACAAUGUUACAGCUGGCCAAGUGAUCUUCUUUCCUCAAAAUACACUGCACUGGAUAAAGAACGUGGGUCAUGAAGACUGCUUCUUCUUGCUCUUCUUUUCUACACACGAUGAGCUGCAGACUCUAGAUCUAGAUGAUGCCUUUUUUUCUACACCUGAAGACAUUGCUUCCAGGUCUCUUAAGCCUGAAGGUGGAAUUAAUUUCAUUAGAAAAUUCCAGAAGCAAACAGAGGAUCAGGGGGUCAAUCUUCCUCCCAACUUGGCAGAGCUAGUUACAAAUGCUACUUAUGUACAGUCUCCUGACAGCAUUGUGUGGAGAUAUUUUUUUGACCUUAAAGGUUCAAAAGAAUAUAAGUUUCCAGGGGGAGUCAUCCAGCUAGCACAGUAUUGGAAAGAUGCAGAUGAACUAAACAGCAAUGAAAAAAUUUUCAAUGAAUUUCUACAUCAGCAUCAAAAUGUCCUCGCAUUGAGUACACUCAGGAUUUAUAAUAAUGGAUUAAGACAGCCACAUUUUCAUUUCAAUGCAAAUGAAAUGGGAUAUGUAGUGAGCGGAUGUGGAAAGGUGGGCAUCAUUAAUACUGAGAGAACCAUUGAGUUUAAUAUCCACAUUGGAGACGUGGUGUUUUUUCCUAUGGGAACCCAGCAUUACAUCAAGAACACAUGUGAUGAGGAUUUGCUCUUUGUUCUUGCCUUCAGCACCAGAGAUCAGGUACAAACUCUUGACAUGGAUGAUUAUCUCCUGGCCACCUCAGACCAUAUUUUGGCCCAGCUUUUCUUCAGAAAGCAAAGCGAGUUUAAGAAGAUUCCCAAAUUCACGGAGGACCAGGCCAUCAACCUACCUUAAAUUACUAAUGACUUUAUAUCUACUGUUCUUUGUCAUUUGUUGAUAAAGAAAGGCCACUGGCUAAGAAAAUGUGGCUUGUUACACAAUGAAGUGAGGCAACCAAGGCACAACAGCCCUAGGAUCACCCAUGUGGGCAUCUGAAUAUGAAAAUGAUCGAACAUUUCACAUUUGGGUGUCUGAUGUAUUUGAUAAAUUGGCAUUAUUAAUGCAUUUUAAUAUGUAUAUACAUACAUAUACAUAUGUAUGUCUUAUUACUUCAAAUGUAUAGUGUUAACAUUUGUUUUUAUACAUAUAAGUAACAUUUAACUAUGCAAGUACUAGUCAUUAUUCAUCACUGUGGGAGUUAGAAAAGAGACUGGUUUAUGUAUGUAGUUUGUGAGGCACUGUAAUCCAUAUGCAAGGCCAUGUCUGAGGAGUUUACUACCAUGACUUAAAUUGGAGAUUCUCAAUCCUUUUUGGCAUGAGGUUGUUUUGAUAUAGUCAACAUUAAAAAAUUUCAGUCAUACCAGUAAUUGUGUACUUAUAUUACCACAGAAGAUAUUUAGUGGCAAAAUGGAUAUGAACUAAUGCCAUCUUUGAAUGUAUUUGGACUUUCUUGGUAACCUCAUCAUCUGUCUACAUUUGAGGAAGUUCUUCCCAUGUUUGAAAAACAUCUGAUAGUUUGUUGUUGGUGUUGGCUGUGUCUGAAGAUUCAGGGGUCCCUUAUAAUCUUUCUGAAGCUGGUUGGGGCUGGUGGUUUCUUAAGUUAUAUGAAAAGAAUUAGUGUAUAUUUGAUAUGUACCUUAAUUUUGAUUGCAGUUUAUUGUAACAGGCAUUUGAUAUACUGACAGUGUGCUAAUCAAUACCAUCAGCUCUGAGCUACCCUAUGUAAAACUCUUAAGGAGAUAGAGCUGGCUUUAAUACCAUCUUUUAGUCAUUACCCUAAUACAUAAUCUGAUUUCUUUCAAAGGCUCAGACCGUUUCUUUUUCUUGGCUACAAAAGAAUCUGUCCUUUCUUUUCCUCCUCUGACUGUCUCUCUCUUCAUUAGACUAUCUAGCUCUACUGCUUACUAGUAGAACAAUACAGUGAGAACUUUUAUCAGGGGUACAUGGCUACCUACAAAAAGGGCUGUAGGAACAUGAUGAUAUCUUGUCUCUGCUCUCAGUUGUUUGCUAGUCCAUUUACCCAUAUAAGAUAAGCACUGUGUUGGAUAUUAGAGAGACAUAGUUGAGUUAAUCUCUGCUUCAAGGACUACUGAGGUAGACAUGAGGGCAUAUAUUACAAGACAUGGUAGAAAUUCACUAUGAUAAGUGGUAAAUGUGUGCACACAAACUAUAUAUGGAUAUACACAUUCAUGUAUAAGCAAAACACCAACCCCAGCUCUGGGAGCCAUAUGGAGGGUGUUAAGAUUUCCUGGAGUAGAUCUGAGUGAAGCUGAGCAGUUAGCCACAAUAUUAAGAGGAAGAUGGAAUCUGUGAGCAGGCAAGCUCUUCUAGAUUGAAGGUUGAAAGAGUCAGUCAGUAGUGCCAAACAGGAAAGUGUGAGAAAGCAGUUCACUGUGGGUGGAGGAAAAGGCCAAUAACAAGGGAUGAGGUAGAGCUGGGAGGGUCCUGAUAGUGAAGAUGCCAAUAUCCUUUAGAGCCAUGUUACUGUGCUUUUCCUUAUUGCCUUUUCCCAGUAGAGCCAGCCAAGAUCAGAGCUUAGCAGUAAGCAGAGGCUUAGCGGUGUUCUGGAGGGAAGUAAUGUUGAAAGGACUUAGGGAAUAGCAUAAAGGAAAUGGCACAUGGAGGAGGAUAUCCAAAUAGAUGCAUUGCUUUAGUCAUCAGUAAUGACUAAAUUACUCUGUGAGGUUGUUUUUCUCACAUAAAACAAUCUCUGAACUGUUAACAGGAGCUUUCCUUACUGACAAACUCUGAGGGUCAUAAGGCAGAAAACAAUGUGUGUACAUAGCUUUUAUCUGCAAAUUUUACCUUUGAAUGUUAAAAAAAUAUAUUCUAUAAGUGUGUUUAUAUGUAUGUACUCCUUUUUAUGUACUAGGAAGGACUGUAUCAGAUUACUAUGUGGUCAUUAAAUAAAAAUUUUUUCUAUCUUGUUA
Messenger RNA from Cricetulus griseus (Chinese hamster), 2957 nucleotides. The record is from RefSeq and is a predicted model, not a curated record. NCBI's taxonomy places the organism in Eukaryota, Metazoa, Chordata, Mammalia, Rodentia, Cricetidae.